AUGUACCUCGAAGAACAUGAUUAUGUGGAAGAGACCCCAAGUCAGGAAUCCAGUGAGCGGUGGGCGUGGACCCCUCGUACUAAAACCCGAGAUGAGAAGUUGUACGAAAGUUUUAAAAAAAGAGGGAUAAGUACUAGUAACAUAUCGCCCCAACUGGCCACCCAGCAGACAUCACGACAGCGUGAGACCGAGGACUAUCAUGAGUACACCAGAGAACGACCACGCAGCAGUCAAGAGGCCCACAGGAGAAGUCACACGACUGGGGAUUUGGACACGAAACUUGGGGCGUCUACGAUGAACUAUUCCUACCCUGCAGAUUACCCUAUUCAGCCGCGAGUAGUACGACCACAAGGCGAAAAAAUUGCAACCCUGAGUAAAGGUGGGCGAAUGGAAGAUUACAUCGGAACCAAAUCUGAGCACCUAUCAUACCCCAAGGACUACCCCAUUCAUCCUCGUGUUGUCAAACCAGAAGCUAGAGAGAUAGCAGAACUAAGCAAAGGGAAGCGUAUGAAGAGGCUCAUUCACGAAUACGGUCACCUGACCCCUUCACCAAGGCCCGUGCCACGAAUAAAACCAGAGGCAGAAGACAUCGCUGAAGGGCAUCGCGGAAAGCCAGUGGCUAUGCUGCUUGGUUCCUACGGGAAGCUGGGACCACCAACCAGGCGCGUGCAAAGGAUCAAACCCGAGGCCAGGCAGGCUUACGAACCCCACCGUGGAAAACGAAUGGCGCGAAUUAUCAAGCAACAGCGGACAGGGCGCUCGGCCAGGUCGGAUAGCUCGAUGAACAACCUGCGUCUUGAUCUGGAAAAACUUAACACCAGAGAUGAUUAUGAAGAUCCGUUCAGUUCAAACAAGCGUCCAAAAAGUAGAGAUGAUACGCGUUCUGAAAGUUUCCACAGAAGAAAUAACACGACGUGGUGGUGAAAAAAAUUCGCACCAGUUUUUAGAAUUUUACCCGAAAGAAUGACCAUUUCAAUUUGGAAAAAAAAGUUCA
Molecule: messenger RNA, 994 nt
Organism: Lingula anatina
Lineage: Eukaryota; Metazoa; Brachiopoda; Lingulata; Lingulida; Lingulidae
Source: RefSeq, a predicted model, not a curated record